Messenger RNA from Glycine soja, 976 nucleotides. Its product is annotated as pathogen-related protein-like. The coding region runs from base 25 to 741 and encodes 238 amino acids. Lineage: Eukaryota; Viridiplantae; Streptophyta; Magnoliopsida; Fabales; Fabaceae. The record is from RefSeq and is a predicted model, not a curated record. The transcript has 4 exons.
ACAAAUGAUCGUAGGGUACUAAAGAUGGCGUCAUCAAGUGUUAGGGAGGACAAAUACCGCCCCUUUAUGCGCGAAGACAGUGAGAAGAACAUCAAAUGGAGAUAUGGUGCCCCUCCAAAUUAUGACGUUGUCAACAAAUUAUUUGAUGAAGGCAGAACCAAGGUAUGGCCUCCGGGUUCACUUGAAGAAAAGGUGCAGACUUUAGUGAAGAAUUGGGAGAUGGAAAUGUUCCACAAGGAGGAUUUCAAGGAUAACAGAUCAGUGGACCCAGAGAAAUACACUUUCAGCCUAAACGGAAGGAAGCCUAUUAGUUUGGAAGAGAAAAGGAAGCUUGGAGGAGGGUAUAUUCCACUGCUGCAAACCUCUAUACCAGAGAAACUGAGGCCUUACAACCCAUAUGAAGAAACAGCAGAUUCAUCCCAUAAGGCCUUCACGACAACAUUCCCACGUGGGUUUGCUUUGGAAAUUCUGCACGUGUACUCUGGACCACCCGUGAUUGUGUACAAGUUCAGGCACUGGGGCUACAUGGAGGGUCCCUUCAAAGGCCACGCCCCCACUGGAGACAAAAUUGAAGUCUAUGGGAUGGCCAUUUUCACGUUGGAUGAGAAUUCAAAAAUCGUGAAGGUGGAGUUCUUUUAUGAUCCUGCCGAAUUGCUUGGAGGUCUCCUGAAAGGUCCCAAGUUUGAUGGCAGUGCUGAAGAUGCUGUUGCAAGCUGUCCUGUACUCAGGAACACCGGCUAGAGCAGCACAAGUUCAAAAAGUUUAACCUUUGAAGUAAAGGUUUAAUUGCAGUUGUUGCAUCAAUGGCUUGUUUAACUUUUAGUUUUUACAGUUAUAUCUGUAGGUAAUAUUUACUGCAGACUCUCCAAAUCCAAGCAAAUUAAUGUUGUAAUCAAUAACACCCCCACCCCCCUUUCCCCCAUGUAAUAAUAAGCUUGGUCAAUUAUAAAAUAUUUCCUGAUAAUGCCUUCCAAAA